Molecule: messenger RNA, 6576 nt
Organism: Cavia porcellus (domestic guinea pig)
Lineage: Eukaryota; Metazoa; Chordata; Mammalia; Rodentia; Caviidae
Gene: Rapgef5
Product: Rap guanine nucleotide exchange factor 5
Exons: 26
Coding region: 119-2752 (877 amino acids)
Biological process (GO): positive regulation of GTPase activity; Ras protein signal transduction
Cellular component (GO): plasma membrane
Molecular function (GO): guanyl-nucleotide exchange factor activity
Source: RefSeq, a predicted model, not a curated record
CAGCGCGCCGCGAGCCGAGCCGCAAUCGCGCCCUCUCGCUGCCUGGCGAAGGUGCGGACGGCGCGCGGAGGCGAACGCGGUGGAGAGGAGCCGCGGGCGCCGGAGCCCCCGGCAGAGCAUGAGGAUGGCCGUGGGCUCCGUCAGGAUGCAGCCCCCGUGCGAGAGCCCGGCCCUGGCCGCGGCGGCGGCGGCGGAGGUGGGCAGCCCGGGUGCCCGAGAGCCGGAGCGCGAGCAGCCGCCCGCGUCGCUGCGGCCGCGGCUGCGGGACCUCCCGGCGCUGCUGCGGAGCGGGCUCACCCUGCGAAGGAAGCGGAGCGCCGCCGGGGCCCGGACUCUGUCAAGAAGAAUUUCCAAUCCAUACCUUGAACACACUCCUUCCCAGAUUUAUGGAGAGAAUUCUUCUUGUGCAGGAAGAGCAUUGAGGAAUAUUAUCGUUCAGGCAGCUGACCUGGUAAAGGACCGAGUGAACCUCAAGGGGUUUUACAGGAGAAGCUGUGUUGGGUCAGAACUUGUCGACUGGCUUCUAGAGCACUGUCCUUUUGUCCCGUGCAGAGCUAUGGCCGUAGGAGUCUGGCAGCUCCUUUUGGAUAUGGGGAUUAUGUCAUCAGUGGACCAGCAUCUCUACUUUCAAGAUAAUUAUGUUUUCUACCAGUUCUCAUCUGAUGAAUGUAGCUACUUGUACUGUGAAUUUGAAAGAGAAGAAGAAUGGCAAAAUGGUGUCAAACUUCUGCUGCAGCUUGUGCCCCUCAUUCCUGCCAGGGCUGGCAUCUGUGAACUGUCUCAUCAGAAAAUUGAAGAUUCUGAAGAAAGCAGUGAUGAAAUCCUUGCUCGUCUAACAUCUGCGGUGCAGAGAGAGCUAGCAGCUGUUAUCGCUUUGAAAGCAAGGAAGUCUGCCCUUGAACAAAAUGAUGAAGACAACGACAAACAUGUACCUGUAACAGAAGCUGAAGGUGUUCCAGAUUCUCAGGCUGGGGUGAUGUGCAAGCUUCAAGAGAGAGAUGACAUUGGACGCAUUGAACUGGUUCAGAAGCUGGCAAGAGAAAACUGUCAGUUUUUGCAGACAGACAAAAAAGAACCGGAGAAGUCUGAACACCAAGAUGAUGAAGUGACGACUCUUCAGGUUAAAGAGCAAGACCAGACCAUCCUGGUGCUCAAGAAAGUGCCGGGCUGUGGCCCAGCCCCCACCGCUGGCAGCGCUGAGAGCGAUUGGAGAUACGUGGUGGUGUCCGGGACCCCAGAGAAGAUCUUGGAGCACCUUUUGAAUGACUUGCACCUGGAGGAGGUCCAAGACAAAGAAACAGAGACCCUCCUCGAUGAUUUCCUUCUCACGUACACUGUCUUCAUGACGACUGAUGACUUGUGCCAGGCGCUGUUAAGGCACUAUUCUGCUAAAAAGUAUCAAGGCAAAGAAGAAAAUUCAGAUGUCCCUUGUAGGAAACGUAAAGUCUUGCAUCUGGUUUCCCAGUGGAUUGCUCUGUACAAAGAUUGGCUGCAUGAGGAUGAACAUUCAAAAAUGUUUUUAAAGACCAUAUAUAGGAAUGUACUGGAUGAUGUCUAUGAAUAUCCAAUACUUGAAAAAGAGUUAAAAGAAUUUCAAAAGAUACUUGGAAUGCAUCGUCGUCACACUGUAGAUGAAUAUUCACCACAAAGGAAGAAUAAAACCCUUUUCCACCAAUUCAGUCUUAAGGAGAACUGGCUCCAGCACAGAGCAACUGUGGCGGAAACAGAGGAAUUUUUUUGCCAUGUAUACAUAACAGAGCACUCCUAUGUCAGUGUGAAGGCGAAGGUUUCCAGUACAGCCCAGGAAAUCCUGAAGGUCGUAGCAGAAAAGAUCCAGCAUACAGAAGAGGAUCUGGCUCUGGUGGCCAUCAUGUUCUCCGGGGAAAAGCAUGAGCUUCAGUCAAAUGACUUGGUCCUCUCCAAGUCCCUGGAACCAUCUGGUCGGAUUUAUGUCUACCGAAAAGACCUAGCAGAUACUUUGAACCCUUUUGCAGAAAAUGAGGAAUCACAGCAAAGGUCUAUGAGGAUUUUGGGAAUGAACACUUGGGACCUUGCUCUAGAGUUAAUGAAUUUUGAUUGGAGUCUCUUCAAUUCAAUUCACGAGCAAGAGCUGAUCUACUUCACAUUCAGCAGACAGGGAAGUGGGGAGCACACCGCGAACCUCAGCCUCCUGCUCCAGAGGUGCAAUGAAGUCCAGCUAUGGGUGGCCACGGAGAUUCUGCUUUGCAGCCAGCUGGGCAAGCGAGUGCAGCUGGUGAAAAAAUUCAUCAAAAUCGCAGCUCACUGCAAAGCCCAGAGAAACCUGAAUUCCUUCUUUGCUAUCGUGAUGGGUCUCAACACUGCUUCUGUCAGCCGGCUGUCGCAGACCUGGGAGAAAAUCCCUGGGAAGUUCAAGAAACUUUUCUCUGAACUUGAAAGUUUAACAGAUCCUUCCUUAAAUCACAAAGCCUACAGAGAUGCAUUCAAAAAGAUGAAGCCACCAAAAAUCCCUUUCAUGCCCUUACUGCUAAAAGAUGUAACAUUUAUUCAUGAAGGAAAUAAAACAUUUUUGGAUAACCUUGUCAAUUUUGAAAAACUGCACAUGAUUGCAGACACUGUGAGAACCCUGAGACACUGCCAGACUAACCAGUUUGGAAGUGACAUGUCUCCGAAGGAGCAUCAGGAGCUGAAGUCCUACGUUACCCACCUGUAUGUCAUCGACAGCCAGCAGGCCCUGUUCGAGCUGUCCCACAGGCUUGAGCCGAGGGCGUGAGAUGCCACCCGCCUCCUGUGACUGCUGCACUUUGAGCCACAGGAAGGUCUCUGCCCAGCACGUUGCUUCCUGUGAGAAAAGAAGUUGCUGAGUUUUAUCAGCACACCACAAGAGGUGCACAGGAAAGGCAGCCAGAGCGUGUUCAGGAAGUGAUAUCAGCUGCCAGGGAUGGGAGCGGCCCCUCCACGAUGCUCUUGGAGUGAGGAGGAAGGAAGAGCUGGCAGUAUUCUUGGAACAGAGAGGCCUCUUUUCUUACCAAUUGCUGAUCUGAUCCAGGUUUCCAUUUAAGAUGUGCUGGCUUCGACAGGAGAAAACACAGCCUGACACACAACGAACAGAUACUUCAGUAUGAGUGUGCCUGCAGCAAGAAGACAUCAGGUUACCGCUGUCAGAUCAUCAGAGGACUGUGGACGCCCAAAGACAAGCAAGGGCAUCUCUAGACAUCCACGCAGGGGAAGCUAUCUCUCCACCCAAACUCUGACAUCACAAAAGCCAUGCGAGUCUGGGCAGUUGCGGAUGGUAACGGGCAGUCCUGCUCCGCUGUGCGGAUGUGAAACACCAAGGCACGUACUUGUUUGCAUCCACAAUCACUUACAGUAUAUGACUGCAGGUGCAGUUAGCAUCUGUGCAACCGAUACGCUUCUAUAGGCAGGUAGACAUAGUUGCUUUGCCAGGGAGCAAAAAGUAGUCUUUAAGCAGUUGACUCCUUGUUUCAUUCCUGGGGAUUUUCUUUCAUGUUUGUAAGCAGGCUCUUAUUUUUCACUGGGCACAGUAUGCUCUGUAUAUGCACAGUGCCUGAACACACUGUACCUGCUCAGAAAUGACUCGUGGAGGGGAGGAUCACAGAUGCUGUGUUCCGUGUCUGAUGAAGUCCUAGUGUUUUGCAGCCCUCGAGCAGAUGCGCUGCCCACAGGAUGCAGUGAGAACGGCCCAGGGAAAGAGAGGAGCUGUGUGUGUGAAGCAGUCAGUGCUAUCUAGAGAGACAUAACAGGAUGGUGGGGAUUACAACAGUCUUGGGGCAAGUAAAAUGUUGCCCAGAAAUGUCUAGAUGUCUGACUUAAACGUUGGAGAUUUGGAGGAGCCCUUUAGUCUACUUCCCAUUUGAAGCAGGAAGUCUUGCUAUAAUUUGCUUUUUUGUAUUUUUUCUCAAAAUUCUCAGCUUUCUGAGUUUCUCUGAUUCCCAUUUUUACAAAUUGGGCCUCCUCUAGCAAGUGAGACUUUUCACUUUUCUCCUGGACUGGGUAGAGGGUUUCCCUCAACCCUCAGAUGAAUAAAAAAGUCUGAGUUAAAAUAAUCCAGUCAUUCCUGAUAGCUAAAUACUUGUCACUGGCUAGAAUGCCUGUCCCUUGCUAAACUUUCCUAACCGUGUGACCCAGCUGCUCUUCUCACCAGUCCCACUCACUGGUUAGCUAAGUGGGAACCAGAACAGGCCUGCUUCCUUUUUGUCUCCUCAGCACCUCACUCAUCCUCAUCUCUGAGGUGUGGCCAUUGCUUCUGAGGCCUUUAUUUAAAAGCAGUGGUAUUCCCUGGGCUCAGGGGCCACAGUGAACUUGAGAGAGUGCGGGUACACACCAUGUGGAGAGCGUUUCUGAUAGGACUUUCAGACAGACUCAGUCUGGCUCAGCAUAUGACACUUCAUUCCCAAAAAUGUGUAGGGUUUUAGGAAUGCUCCAUCCGCAGCUGGUCCCCUCAGAGAAGUGUUUCAUACCACUGCUGAUGAAAUGAUACCUACUGGGGGACAGCAGAGCCAUGGCGUCAGGAAGACACAUUCCUGAUGGGCAAGCAGGCUCUCAGCCUUUGCUUCAGCAGUUACUGAAAAUAGCAUGGGUUCACAGCACAAACCCUCUGCAUGUCCUUUCUUCAAGCUGGUGAUCAGGGUUUGACUGGCGCAAUCACAGAAGGCCUUUUGACAUGUCUCUGUUUUACAAGUUGAUUUAUUUACAUUAGAUUCACAUUACAUCAAAUAGAACAUUGAUUGCCUUUAAAGGACUAAUUCUCAGUACGAAUCUGCUUCAGUCGAGCACAUGCUGCUGAAAUACCAGAUCAGAUAUGACACUUAGCCACAGAAAGCCACAGGUACACUGUGCUUGAACACAUUUUGGAUGGCUAUUGGUGUAUGCUUCACACUGUGAGUGUAAAUGGGCUAGGAAAAAGUGGUACUUGUCAAACUUUUGCUUGAGAAUGAAAGAAAGGGAGGAUUUUUUUUGCCAUACCUGUCUUCUGAACAUCUAAAAUUUUUUAGUGUUUCUGAAAGUUUACAACUGUUUCUAGAGAUCUCCCAGGCAGAAUUGCGGGAACCACAUUUUGCUAUGCUGAAAGCUGCCCCGAGGACCGCAGCUGUCUGUUGGUGAGCAGUCCACGGCGGGGCUUGUACAUGCCCUGCUGGGAGGAUGGGCCCAUGCCCUCCCUGGGUGCUCACCGAAGGCUCCGCAGAAUCUACUUGCUCUGACUAGAAGGGUGGACAAAAAGAUGUCUAAGCCUGUUUCCUGUUGGCCUUUGGAAUUUUUAUGAUUGCAGAAAAUCUUCAUCUCUUCAGAAAAUCUUCACCAAAAGUGCUUGGGCAGGCGCCUCUCUGUGGGUUCUUCGCCUUACAGCACGGUCCCCAGCAGUCCUGUGGGCCCUCGGAUGCACUGACAUCACAGCGAGCCAGCCUGCCUAGCAGUUAGUGCAGGACAGUAGAACCCUUACUCCGGCUGACAAAAUUUUUUCCCAAUUCCUUUGCACACAUCUGCAGAUGUUCCAUAGACUACAUGUUUUAAAUUCACUCUCAUCAGUUAUAUAAUUGCCAAAUGGUUGUACUCAUGCAUAUAAUAAUGUACUUUUUUCUAGUAUCCUUAAUCAUGUUUAGAAUAAAUUCAUUUUACUAGGCCAGUAUCCCCAUGCAGACAGUAUGGCAUAUACACUGAAUUUAGAAACCUGAGAAUAAACGACUCAUCUCUGUGUGGGGAAGAAACAGAUGCAUAGGGCAGAGAACGCUGGAGAUGACUUCUGCUCCCCGAGCUGCCCCUUCACUGCUGUCUGAAUCCGAGCCCUACAGUUUUGCCGUGGCCAACACACAGGCUGCAAACUCUGAACUCUAUGGCACAACCAAUCCACGCUUCUCAGAAACUGGGCAAAAAUACUAAAAGUUUGGAAGAUCAAGUUGACUGCAGUUGUCCAAUAAGAUUUUAUCUAAAUGCUUCUAAGACCUGUCCUUAAAAUUUCAGCCUGCUUGUUAGUGAGCAGGCCAAAUCUGCUUCAGACUGGUAGGAGAAAAAAUUGUUUUUAAAAAUUGCCAAAAAAUUAGAUGAAAAUGUACUACUGUAUAAAGCAAAGCUGUAUAUACUAAACAUUUUUUAGCAGAGUAAUAUUUAUUUGCAUAGCCUAUUUAUUGUAUUCAUAUGAUACUGUUAUUAAACACUGGGUAGAAAUUGAUGACCAUAAGCAAGGAAUCUUGCCUUUUAAUGUACCAUUGCUUAGCACUGCUGUGACAUUGUCAGCUUGCAUUAACAAUUAGAAGAUAGAAAACCCACAGUCGGGGUGUCUACCUAACUUCUCAGGGACUACACUUCACAAUUUUCAACCAUUAUAAAGACUGGUAAAUAUGAAACAUUUGUGGAAUUACCAGAAUUGCCAUUAACAGUGUUUUCUUUCUCAUAUUUCAUGCUUUCUGCCUCUGUAUAUAUGACUCUGCUGUGUAUUUAUCAAAGCUAGUAAGCAAUAAUUUAUAUGUACAAAUGGCCAAGCAAUAUAAGCUUAAAACUUAUAUAACUGUUACUUUACCUUGUAUUUUCAAGUGCUUUUUUAAUUGCCUUUCCAAAUAUAAGACUAUGUUAAAGAUACCA